AUGGGAGCGUGUUGCAGUUGCCUAAACGAGUCGUCUGACGACGCAAGCGUCUUGCCAAUUGCUGACAACGAACGUGAGGCGGUAACAUCUCUGCUGGGAUACUUGGAAGAUAAAGAUAGAUUUGAUUUCUAUACAGGGGGUCCGCUAAAGGCUUUGACGACUUUGGUGUACUCGGACAAUUUGAAUUUGCAGCGCAGCGCGGCGUUAGCGUUCGCAGAGAUAACGGAAAAAUAUGUGAGACCUGUAAGCCGGGAAGUACUAGAACCCAUUCUUAUACUUUUGCAAAGUAACGAUCCACAGAUACAAGUUGCAGCUUGCGCAGCGUUGGGCAACCUCGCGGUGAACAAUGAAAAUAAGAUUCUCAUCGUGGACAUGGGAGGUUUGGAACCGCUAAUCAACCAAAUGAUGAGCAGUAACGUUGAGGUUCAGUGCAAUGCAGUCGGAUGUAUCACGAAUUUGGCCACGCAGGACGAUAACAAAGCCAAGAUAGCGAGGUCCGGCGCGCUGGUUCCUCUCACAAAGCUUGCUAAAUCUAAGAAUAUCAGAGUGCAGCGUAACGCUACGGGUGCGCUUUUAAACAUGACGCAUUCUGGGGAAAACAGAAAAGAGCUUGUUAACGCGGGGGCUGUCCCAGUUCUCGUUGCGUUGUUGUCCUCCACUGACGCUGACGUUCAAUACUAUUGUACCACAGCCCUGUCGAACAUUGCAGUGGACGAAUCUAAUCGAAAGAAACUGUCGCAAACAGAACCUAGGCUGGUAUCAAAACUCGUUGCGCUAAUGGAUUCUCCGUCUGCGAGGGUCAAGUGUCAAGCAACGUUAGCACUCCGUAAUUUAGCCUCUGACACUGGUUACCAAUUGGAAAUCGUUCGUGCCGGUGGUUUGCCACACUUGGUCAAACUAAUCCAGAGUGACUCUAUGCCUUUGGUUCUGGCAAGUGUCGCUUGUAUCAGAAACAUAUCUAUCCAUCCACUAAAUGAGGGUCUAAUCGUUGAUGCUGGUUUCCUCAAGCCAUUGGUUAAACUAUUAGAUUACAAAAACUCUGAAGAAAUCCAGUGCCACGCUGUUUCCACGUUGAGAAACUUAGCUGCCUCUUCUGAGAAGAACAGGCAGGAAUUUUUCGAAAGCGGUGCUGUUGAGAAGUGCAAGGAAUUGGCCUUGGACUCUCCAAUCAGUGUUCAAAGUGAAAUCUCGGCAUGCUUCGCAAUCCUGGCAUUGGCUGACAGUUCUAAGUUGGAACUAUUGGAUUGUAACAUUCUAGAAGCACUUAUCCCUAUGACUUUUUCGACUAAUCAAGAAGUGUCAGGGAACGCUGCUGCUGCUUUAGCCAACUUGUGCUCAAGGAUAAGCAAUUACUCGAAAAUCAUUGAAUCUUGGAACUCCCCUGGAGAUGGCGUACGCGGCUUUUUGUUAAGAUUUUUGCAGAGCGAAUAUCCAACCUUUGAGCACAUUGCAUUGUGGACCAUUUUGCAAUUGCUAGAAAGCCACGAUGAAACUAUUCUCAAACUGAUUAAGGAAAACAAAGAAAUUGUAAGAUGCAUAAAGAAAUUAUCGGAUAUCAACUAUGAGACCGCGCAAAGAGCUUCGGCAGCAAUGAACUCAACCUCCGCAUCAGGUUCUGGUAAUGCUGAGCAAUACGAUGAUGCAAGCUUGGAGCUUUACAACAUAACUCAGCAAAUCAUUCAAUUUUUAAAUUGA
Messenger RNA from Lachancea fermentati, 1695 nucleotides. NCBI's taxonomy places the organism in Eukaryota, Fungi, Ascomycota, Saccharomycetes, Saccharomycetales, Saccharomycetaceae. The record is from the annotation of a GenBank genome assembly.